Rubroshorea leprosula is the source of this 456-nucleotide messenger RNA. The record is from the annotation of a GenBank genome assembly. Lineage: Eukaryota; Viridiplantae; Streptophyta; Magnoliopsida; Malvales; Dipterocarpaceae.
AUUUGUGUGAACCUAGGCAUUAGGUUUGUCUUGGAACCUAGCUCAUGGGUUCGUCUCGAAACCCAAGCGAGGGGUUCGUGAUGAACCCAGUGCCUGGUUCGUCUCGAACCAAGCUCCUGGGUUUGUCUCGGAACCCAGGCGAAGGGUUCGCGACGAACCUAGCACCUAGUUCGUCUCAAACCAAGCUCCUAGGUUCGUCUCAGAACCUAGGUGUGAGGUUUGUCGCAAACCUAGCUCCUGAGUUCAUCUCCGAACGGAAGAUGAGGGAUUUUCAGUUUAGCGGGAAGUAAGAUGAGAAAGAAUACGGUAAGUAUGUUCAGUUUGUUUCUUUGAUUGGAUGAGGUUGAAGAUAGUUAAGUAUUUUCGGUUUGUUUCUCUGAUUGGAUAGGAAGAAGAAACAUAUGUGCUUGUGCUGCUUGGUAAUGGUGGGUGAUGUUAUAAAUUGGACCCUUAUAU